AUGAUUCAACGCGCAGAGAAAGUGGCGAGUGGCAGGAGUCGCUCAGACUCGUGCGGCACCAGGGUGCCCGAUGUCACACACGGCGCUCGAACAUCAGCGGCGAGCCUCCGCGCCCACGUGCCGGCCGCCCGCGCGGUCGUCCCGCCGCCCGCCGCAUCGCUGUCACUACACUUGUGCGCCCCGCGCUUUUCGCGCGCCUGCCUUUGCCGUCGCGACGCCGCGCCAUUUCCUCGCGCACGUAGGCGACGCCGCCGGUAA
Messenger RNA from Arctia plantaginis, 258 nucleotides. The record is from the annotation of a GenBank genome assembly. Lineage: Eukaryota; Metazoa; Arthropoda; Insecta; Lepidoptera; Erebidae.